CAUAUUGUCUCAUCACAUGCUCCCUGGUUUGCAGGAAGGUCAAGAGAAGAUGUCAAAGAGUGACCCCUCUUCUUCUAUCUACAUGGAGGAUGAAGAGGCAGAUGUAAAUCUCAAGAUAAAGAAGGCUUUUUGUCCACCGAAGGUUGUAGAAAAGAAUCCAUGUCUGGAGUACAUCAAGUAUAUCGUCAUCCCUUGGUUUAAUGAGUUCAAAAUUGAGCGAAGCGCUGAGAAUGGUGGCGACAAGACAGAAUUUUGAAGAACUGGCUGCUGACUAUGAAAAUGGGUACUUGCAUCCUGCGGACCUGAAACCUACAUUAUCAAAAGCAAUCAAUAAGAUAUUACAGGUACGUGAUCAUUUUAAGAAUGAUCAGAAAGCCAAAGAUCUUAUGAAAAGGGUGAAGGUAUGUGUUCUAAAAGUUGCCUAAAUGUUCUGUUUUGAACGAAAUGUCUCUUUGAUGUCAUCACUUGAGGUCAGGGUAUGCUUUCUUUACUGAACUACUGAGGCUUCUUGGUACAAAAAAAGAGAAAUCUGAAUUUUGGGCUGAGAUGGGGUCAGGUUUUAUCUCUUGUUUCAAAAGGGAUGAUUGAUGGUGUAAUUACAUGGCUCAAAUUGAAUAUAUGUCUCUCCUAGACUAUUGAGAUUACAUUUCUUCCUGUGCAAAAGAUACAAUUUCUAAUGAAACGACGACAAAGCUAGCGUUUGGACAUAGAUUUGGCUGAAAGUUGAAAAAAUGAAGGGGCGUGAACCCCUUCGCCGGAAGGCAAAAUUCGUUUUGUGUCUCUAUAUAUUAUAUUUUGAAUCUCCUUGACAUAGUCCAAAAGCAUAACUUAGUGAUCUAGGGGGUUCAAAACAUUUGUGAGGUUGUUGGUUCUAUUCCCACUUGCCACAGUCUCUUUUAGAUUUUUGGAUUUUUUCUUUUUCCGAACCCCCUUAGCAGAAAUCCUAUCUCCGCCACGGGGGAGGGGGUUGGUUAUUGUGUGUGCCAUUUUUGGAUAUUCAGAAACAAUAUGAUUAGAAUAUCAUUUUUUGGCUCGUGACCAUAUCAAGGGUGUUCAAAAGUAGUUCUAUGGCAGCUUUUGCAUCUCAUUUUUGCUGUCUUCUGAUUUGCAGAGUUUCAAGGUAACGAGGUGAGGUUUUGAUGAAUGAAGAGGUGAAGUGGGAUUAGGAGAUGAUAAUGGCUGUCCAAUCCAUUCUAUUUUGUUUCUGUUGCAUUUUAAUACCAUGGUUUCCCGCAAUUAGAACUGUUUGGCAUUUGCACUCUCCAUUUUUUAGUUAAUAUUUUUGAUGUGUGAUUAUGUGUCCGAAUCCUAAGACAAAAUUUCAAUUAUAAAAAAAGGAAUAAGACUCAAUUUUGUGAACUGUGAUUUUACAGAGGAAAUGCUUCUGAUACUUUUGUUAGCAACACGGUAAUUUCCAGAGUGAUGUCUAUGUGCAUCUCUCGUCCUCUGCGGUACGUGUAAAGAUUUGCAGGCAAACACAAUGUUGAGCCCCAAUCGAUAUUCUACUAUAUAGAAGAGCGCAGAAGCAAGCAGGAGACCGUCGACAUCCCUGCUUGCUUAGCAAGGGCUAUUUGGUCAUGUCUGCUUGCUGCUAAAGGGUAUUUUAGGUAUUUUCACAUAUCUUCUAUUUUGCCCUACGCUUACACGUGCACUGAACUUUGCUGAGUAAGCUGCAUAUGAGAUGAGAAUGCAUCUACAGAUACAUGUCGAUGUUUUCCACGAAAUUUCACCGGAUUUUACUCCCACCAUCUGUCUUCCUCUGUAUCUUCUAUGGAAUUUUCUCCGUGAGCUUCUGCUGGAAAUCAUCGAUUUUCUGUCUCUAUCAGUGUAAUUUCCUUACCAACAAACUCAGCUUCUCUGAUCUUUAAUAACAACUUAUUUUGCAUAUCCAUAAGUGCAAUUUCUUUAUCUUUUUUGCUGAUUGUGCUAUUGUUUUCGAUGUUUUUGAAUUCGAAUUCUAUUGAAAAAUUCAAAGUUUUCUAGGGCCAAGAACUGAAAUGGAAUAUCAAUAUUUUGUUUGUGGAUUUUUUUAUAGCCUGUAUCAUUGUGAAGAAAGGGUGUUUAUAGCAAGAAAAAGCUACCUGUAGCUUAAGCCCCGAAGUUAACUCCUUCUCAUUUAAUAAUAUAAAAUGGAACAAAGGCUUAGUAUUAGUGAAAUUACACCAUUAACUACAGAAUGGACUUGCAAAGUCCAGCCUGUAGACAAAUUUCGGCCGCGAGACAGUAGGGAUCAGCGAGUUCAUUUUCAAACAAUAAUUGUCCAGGAUGUAAACGAGGAACAAGUUUGUGUGAUACUUUAUGGUGACGAUAUUAGAAGAUGUGAUAACUUGUUCGAACUUUUUGAGACGUAUCUGAUUUCAACUGCCAAGGUUAGAAAUCCACAGCCUUAUUCACUACAUGUAGGCCAAUUUGAGUGGAUCGUUGACAGAUUUACUAUUAUGGAAUCUAUCCCAAAAAAUAAUGAGAAGGAAACACCGUUACCUCCUCCAUCGAGACUGAGUACAAUUUCGUUCGUCGACGUUGCACAACAGCCUUCGGGUGUUGAAUUUGAUCUAUUAGCUGUGGUGGCAAACUGUGGGCCAACGCAAUACACCGCUGAUCAGAGCAAGAGAUUUCAAGAGGCCAUAGUAAUGGACAAAAUGAAGAAACCUCUCUUCUUCACUAUAUGGGAAGAUUUGGCAAGCAAUGAAGGAGCUGAAUUACUGAGACAAGUGAGGCAACUACAAGAAUAUCCUAUUAUUCUCGCGAAGCGGAUAGUUACCCGUUUGGCAACAAGAUACAACUCAACAAUCUUAAUCAAUCCCCUAUAUGUGCAAGCAACUGAAUUACGAAAGUGGAUAAAUGAGAACAAACAAAUGCUAAUAGAAUACACAGUGAAGAGUUCAACAGAGUCAGCUUCAUCGCUUAAUCUUGUAGCUGUUGAUGAUGAAAUAUUAACUGUUUCAGCUAUUGCUACGCAAACCUCCACUGCGGCAACUUUUUACGUCGAAGGAGAAAUUUCACUACCUGAGCAUUUCCAACGAUUUUACCUGCUAGGUUGUUCUGAAUGUAACCAUGUUGUUCGGAGCAAAAUAAAAAGGGAGAUUCAAUGCAUAAACUGCAGAUUGCCACGAAUGUUAAUUCCAAAGUGCCACUUUGAGGUAGAAAUUACAGACGAAACUGACACAACAACAGCAACAGUGUCUGAAGGCUUGGGCGAAAGAAUAUUGUCAAUGACAGCUGAACAAAUAUAUGAUAUCACCACUGUUAAGAAUGAAUUACUCCCCGUUGCCCAUAUCAAUCAACUACUUGCUGAUAAACUUUUCAGAAUUCAGCUACAAAGGUCAUCAUCCAGAACACCAGACAAAAAUGCAGGUUCUCUGGUUCUUUUAUCAUACACUGAAAAACCAACCAUGUUUCUACCAGAAGAGUCAACAUCUGUGAGUGGUGCGAAGAGAAUUAGGGAAGACGAGUCAAUACUUGUGACUGAUGCAAAAGCAACUAAGAAACGGAAAAGCGAACCAAGUACUCUACCAAAGCCACAGUGAAGGACUUAGUUUGCAAAUAGUUCAUCAUCAAAAGUUGAAGUUACCAGCUAACUGUGACUUCACAUUUUUUGUGUAAAUAGUUGCCAGUGGUGUGUGCCUAUAUUUUUGAAGGCACUUGGUGUUAUUUUUGGAUAUUGAAGCGGCCUCUAAAUGUUAUACAUACCAGUCUUAGAUAUUUGGCCGCCUUAACAAAGUGUUCCACAUUUUUUGUAUAAAUAAUUGCCAGUGGUAUGUGUCUAUGUUUUUGAAGGCACUUGGUGUUAUUUUUGGAUAUUGGAGCGGCCUCUAGAUGUUGUACAUACCAGUCUGUUUAUUCAAAGUAUUAAUGUAUAUCUUGUCUGCUUGACAUCAAUAUUACAAACAUGUUGUUCUAUGCAAAGAUUCAGUAAUUGCUAUGAAGAAUAUAUCUUUAGUGGAUU
This is a messenger RNA of Nicotiana attenuata, 3946 nucleotides long. Its product is annotated as replication protein A 70 kDa DNA-binding subunit B-like. The record is from RefSeq and is a predicted model, not a curated record. NCBI's taxonomy places the organism in Eukaryota, Viridiplantae, Streptophyta, Magnoliopsida, Solanales, Solanaceae. The transcript has 15 exons. Bases 2130 to 3527 code for a protein of 465 amino acids.